GCUGUGUUUCUGACCGGACGAGUUUAGACUGUGUACCAGACCAGCUUUGAAAACAGAAGAAAGUCAAAACUCAUAUUAUUCUAAUGUCUGGAGACACUGUGGAAAAAUGGGUUUUGCGCUUUUAAAUCUACAUGUCCCCGCUGGUGCAGAUGAAUUAAAAGUGAGUUUAAGGCGGACACGAAGCUCUGCAGUGGRCUAUUAUCAACAACAAGAUUCGUUUCUUGUAAGUUUGCAAAUCGGACUUCUCACUUAUUAAGCGGAAAGAGGUUUUUUUUUUUUAAGUACUUCAUUACUGAGGAGUGACAUCUGGUCAAAGCUAUUCCAGAGUGUUUGCAUGUAAUCCAGAUGAUUAUAACAGAAGUCAUGAAGACGUUUUUGCAAAAGACACACGACGUGUUUUUAAAGGUUUGUCUGUUUCCGAGCACCUUUGGCCGCUCGGCUCCGCGGCCAGCAGCCUCGGAGGUGCUGACCUGCCACCUGCUGCAGCGCAAGCUCCCACCGUGGACUUCCUUCUGUGUCCGMUACAGCUCCGUCCACAACGACCAGUUUGGUUUAUCUAACUUUAACUGGAGAGUUCAGGGCUCCAACUACCACAUCCUGAGAACUGGCUGCUUUCCCUUUGUGAAGUACCACUGCACCAAAGCCCCUCCACAGAACCUGGACUUCGAGGACAAGUUUUUCACCAUGCUGAAAGUUAUUAAUCUGGGCAUCCCCUGUUUGGCCUAUGGGGUCGGGUGCUGGAUGGUGAUAGGAGCAGCAGAAACAGUGCAGACAAGUGUUGGACCUGUCACUGUCUAUUUCGCCUACAAAGAAGAAGAAGGUGCACAGUACUAAACAAAUAAAGCUACAAAGACAAUAUUUUCUGCCMAGCUGCUGUAUUUAUGUCACAUCUGUGUCCUUUGUCAUUGACGGUCUGGUCUAACWGCACAAUUACAUUUGUGAUAAAUUAUUAAAUAUUUAAAGUUGAAAUGAACAGUCAGUUGUGCAAGUCAUUAAUGUCUACAGCAGUUUGUCUUUAUGUGGAAAGCUAAGUUAAUUUAAAGAAAAUGCUUAUUUUAAAGUAAACAACUGUUUUGGAAACACUGAUGUUUGCUUCUUUGAGGGGUAAAAGGCAAACACCAAUUUCUAAGAAUCAUAAUGUUAUGGCUAAGAAAAAAAAAAGAAUCAUAAUGUUAUCACUUGCCAUCAAACCCUGCCAUCUUUUAGCUCAUGUCCUCGUGUGUUGGUCUGUUACUAAAAUAUCUUACAAGUCAUUCUAUGCAUUUUAACGAAGGUUGCAGGAAAUUGUUAUUGAAUGUACAUCUACAGCUGAUAAACAUUUAGUGUCAGAUUCAAGGUGAGUGCCACUACARAUUUCCUCCUGCAGCGCCACAGCUCUCCCCUCGGCAUCCUGUCAUAUGCCUUUUUCUAAAUCUACAGACACUAGGAAGGCCUUUCAAACCCUCUGUACUUUAACAUCAGCAUCCUCAAAGCAAAGAUGAYGUCUGUCGUGAUUUCUUGGCAUAAACCCACACUGCUGCUCACAAAUAGUCACCGAUGGCUAGCUUCUACAACUCUCUCCCAGAUCUUCAUGUUUGGCUCAUCAACUUCAUUCCCCUGUAGUUACAAUUAGGGCUGCACAAAAUUAGAAAAAAAACUGACAUUACAUUUUUUUUCUAACCCUGUGAUAUACGUAUAUUGCAAUAUGAAAAUUACAGGAAUUUUCAACAGAUGACUUGAAAAACACUUUAAUGCUAUGCAGGCAUCUUGUUGACGAUGAACCUGCUCUGAUCUUACCUAUUUUCUGUGUUAGAAGUAUGUUUUCUUAUUUGAGCUAUUCUUGUUCUCUUUUAUUGUGCUGGAACCUGAGAACAUGUUUCAUCUGCAAACAGGAAUUGCAUUGUACCAUCCAACUGUUGCCGCUGUUUAUCUUAGUUUCUGUUUCCAACAYGCUUUAAUAUUAAAUUUCAUACUAACUGU
This is a messenger RNA of Austrofundulus limnaeus, 1959 nucleotides long. It is a transcript of the gene cunh15orf61, whose product is annotated as chromosome unknown C15orf61 homolog. Bases 346 to 834 code for a protein of 162 amino acids. The record is from RefSeq and is a predicted model, not a curated record. The transcript has 2 exons. NCBI's taxonomy places the organism in Eukaryota, Metazoa, Chordata, Actinopteri, Cyprinodontiformes, Rivulidae.